This is a messenger RNA of Salvia splendens (bonfire salvia), 1250 nucleotides long. Its product is annotated as ethylene-responsive transcription factor CRF1. The transcript has a single exon. The coding region runs from base 169 to 1170 and encodes 333 amino acids. Lineage: Eukaryota; Viridiplantae; Streptophyta; Magnoliopsida; Lamiales; Lamiaceae. Gene Ontology annotation, molecular function: DNA-binding transcription factor activity; DNA binding. Gene Ontology annotation, biological process: regulation of DNA-templated transcription. The record is from RefSeq and is a predicted model, not a curated record.
UCCCCCUUUCACACAAAAAUCUCUUUUCCCAUCUCCACUUUGAAUCAUUCUUUUUCAUUUGUCAGAUUUUUGCAAGCGUGGGUUUGAUUCCCCUCUCGCCUCAAAACGGUGUCCCUUUACAAUAAUGUUUUCAUUUGUUUGUUAAUCAAAAUCACCAACUCUUUCUCCAUGGACCAAACCAUUUUAUUCCCAUUGAAAUACACCGAGCACAAAAAAACCACCACCAAAAUCAUCAAGCCUAGAAAAUCCCAAAUGCCGAGCGCCGCAAGAACUGUCCGCAUCUCUGUGACCGAUCCCGACGCCACCGAUUCCUCUGACAACGACGAAGAAGAAUUCGACGUCAUCUUCCGCCGCCAGCGUGUCAAGAAGUACGUCACCGAAAUCAGAAUGGAGACAGCUGUCGGCGGGAUGAGAGCUGCGGAGACACUGCCGCCGAAGCCCAAGCCCAAGCCGAUGAAAGCGCCAGCUCCGGCGGCAAGGAAGUACAGAGGCGUGCGGCAGCGGCCGUGGGGGAAAUGGGCCGCCGAGAUUAGAGACCCCUGCAGAAGGGUCAGGCUCUGGCUAGGCACCUACAACACCGCCGAGGAGGCCGCCAUGGUCUACGACAACGCCGCCAUUAAGCUCCGCGGCGCCGCUGCUCAGACCAACUUCACCUCCCCGCCGGUGAAAGAACCCGCCUCCGAUUCCGGCUACGAGACCAGUGAUGAAUCACACAACAUUUCCUCUCCAAUCUCUGUCCUCCGCCGAAAGAGUAGUAAUUUGAGUAACGAAACCGGUCAGAGUAGUCACACGAGUGACUACACUGAACCGGGGCAAAAUCAUUCUGUUGUCCCGGUUCAUGAUAUAAACCGGUCCGAUCCGAUUUUUACCGGUUCGGAGGUGCAGGAGUGUCAAGGGGAAAUAAGCAUGGCACUUAAUUACUCCAAUGAAUAUUUGAACAUUCCAUUUGUUAACAAUUUUUUCGAUUUUCAGCCACAAGAGAACUUAUUCAGCCAGGAUCCGAGUUUUUUCAACGAUUUCACGAUGAGAUUCGACGAUUUCCCUCCCCUCAAUGACGUGAAGCUUGGAGAUGUUAAGGAUUCGUUUCAAGAACUGGGUUCGCUCGAUGUCGAAGACUAUUUUCAAGACAUGAAUGAUUUUAGCGCCGCUGAUGCACUCUUAGCGAUAUGAUUUAUGUUAAGUAUGUUAUACUACUAACAUAUAUAGCCGGAAAAUGCCGAUUUAACGGCAAAUUUUGUGUCUUUUUUCCA